This is a messenger RNA of Lytechinus variegatus (green sea urchin), 5675 nucleotides long. RefSeq lists its product as uncharacterized. The record is from RefSeq and is a predicted model, not a curated record. The coding region runs from base 182 to 4927 and encodes 1581 amino acids. Gene Ontology annotation, cellular component: Dbf4-dependent protein kinase complex; nucleus. Lineage: Eukaryota; Metazoa; Echinodermata; Echinoidea; Temnopleuroida; Toxopneustidae. Gene Ontology annotation, biological process: regulation of cell cycle phase transition; positive regulation of nuclear cell cycle DNA replication. The transcript has 14 exons. Gene Ontology annotation, molecular function: protein serine/threonine kinase activator activity; zinc ion binding; nucleic acid binding.
CUCUGUGCUCUCUGUGAUUGAUUUUAGUGUCGAUGAGUAGCCUUUGAAUCAUACUGGCCAGCGACACUCACAUUUUCCUUGAAUUCCGAAUGUGUCGAUGCCAUGGUUCUACAAUUAUGGUGAAGAACCAUGGCUGUGAAGGAAACUUAAUCAUCCAGUAAAGGGUGCUUGAAAUAAGAAUAUGUCACAGGUAACCACAUCCAAGAUGUCCGCACCAAAGGUCAAGAAAUCAAGAAGCAAGACCCCACCCGGUCAGAAUGAUGCUGGGCCUAGCAUUGAUGGGAAAGACCAGCCAAGGCAACGAGGCAGGAAGCUGGAGUUUGCUGCCAAGAAACCCCUGGAAGGAAAAAAGUUUUACCUGGAACUAACGGGCCCAAGGCAGAAACAUCAGUUGUCCAAACUCAAGGAAGACAUCGAGGAACUAGGCGGGGUUGUGGAGCAGUUUUUAUCAAAGGACCUAGCGUGCGUGAUAACAAACAGACUGGAAGCUAAGGAUGUCGAGAGGAAAUCUAAAGGUGUUCCCUCAGGUACCAGCCCAGCUGUAUCAACCCCAAGCCCUUUCCAUCAAGGCAGAGAAAGUACGCCUGGUGCCACAGAUUCGCCAGGAAACACCACCAAGGAUUCUGGAAUUGUUACCAGGGGGAAAGCCAUCGUACAAAAAGCUACCAAAUCUCAGAUGUAUGGUACAACUGAUGUGCUGACCAAUGCCAAGAACUGGAAUAUUCCUGUCAAACACUUGGAUGUCCUGAUGAAGUACCUCAGUCGAGAGAAAGAGAAGCAAAAAUUGAAUGGAAAAGAUAAGAAAAAGAGCAGUAAAGAGAAGAGUGUUAUGAAGGCUAAAGAGAGACAGUUGACCAAGCCAUACCUCAAGGUUGAAGAUGUACCGCGACGUCACCGGCCAAUCACCAAAGAGUUUGGAUCGUGGCCUCGUAUCCUGUUGGACACCAAGAAAGGUAGCUGUCCCUACGACCCCAAGACUCGCAACGAGGGCCACGUCCAAGGAGCAGAAAGGACCCAGGAUCGCCCUGAUGCUAGCCAGAGGACACCUGAUGUUAGUCACCGGCAGAAGGAGCUAAGUAGAAGCCAAUCUCUGAGCAAGAAGGCCAUGAGUAAAGCAGCCAAACAGAGGGAAGCAACUGCGUCCAAAAGUAAACUUGCAGCCAAGAGGGGGUUUUGUGAGUUCUGCAAUGUCAAGUACAGCAAUCUGGAAAAGCAUCUGGAUACGGAACAACACAAGCAGUUUGUUGGGGAGAAGAAUAACUAUACCAACCUGGAUACCAUGAUUGCACAGGGACCCAAUCUAGUGAGAUUCCUAGAAGACUGUGUUAGGUUUCAGAAUGUAGACCCCGAGUCCAGCAGUCAGCCGUCAAGUUCACUCGACGAUGAUUCUGAUGACUCUGGCACGGAGGAUGAGGUACUACUCUUACCAGCACCAGGGACACCUGAGAAAGCCCGUCGUCGGAAAGAUCCUGAGAAAGUCAGGAAGAAGAAUGAUCCACCAGCUUCCAGGAGAAGCAGGAACCUCGGCAAGAGUCCAAAGAAAACUGCAGAAAAUAGAACUUCUGCAGAACAACCAGGUCUUGGGGAAAUUCCCAGAAAGCACCUACAAUCAGGACUUGAGAACAAUGACAGUACUAUGGAAAAGACUGCUAGUUGCAAACGGAAAGUCUUUGAUCACCCUGCAGAUAAGGGUCCUUUGGUAGGAGGUGGUAAUGCUGCAGGAGUAGAGGAUGCAGGACAUCCAGGGGAAGACAGGAACAUCGGAUUGGAGGAUAGGUUAAGUGGUGGGAAUGGCGAUGCUAUGAACAGUCAACAGAAUGCCAAUUUCACCUCUCCAGGGAUAUCUACGGGUGUUUCCAGGGUCAGCAGUCCUGGUGUAUCUGAAAGUAGAGGGAGGAACAGCAAGAAGCAUCGGAGUGGUGGAAGGAGAAGUCUCUCACGUCAGCUCAGGGAAAGUAGAACUUUACCAAUAGCACCGCAGAGUGCACCUGAAGGGGAGGGUGUUGCCCAAGAGGGCCAGGAAGCUUGUGUGGUUCUUAGAGGUGUUGCCGGUGAAGAGGAACCCAUUAGGCAAGUAGGUGAGGAGUUUGUGAUCACCAGGAUAAGGAGGGAGGAUACUCUUGAAGAGCCAAGAACGGUAGGAGAAUGUACACCAGCAGCAGAUGAUACAGGCACACGGUCAACUGCACAUGAUCAUCAAGAUGUGGGUAAUGCUGAACAAGUAAAUGAAAAUGAUAACAGAAAGGUGACUGAGAAAGUGUCUUCUGUUGAGAGACUUGAUAGGAGCAGUGUCAAAGAUGGUUCCCAAACAGUCACUAGUCCAGGGUCUGCAAAGCAAAAGGUGACGAAGAAGAGGAAACGAGUAAGUGGUGGAGAUGUUGAUUCAGACGAUGUGUUCACCAGCAAUCCAACAACACCCCAGGUUGUCAAUCCAUCAACUAUAAAAGGAAGAACGGGGAGGGGAAAGGACAGAGACACUGAAAGGCAGAAAAGAAAGUCGCGGAGGAGUCAUGCAGAUGCCCCUCCUCAGAAAGUAAGAGGAAGGAGUGUGCGAGUCGGUGGUGAUGAAGAACGGCAAGUUGAGGAUCAUGAAAUUACUGCUGGUAGUCCCUGCAUCAGGGAAGCCCAGCCAAGGGUUCCUGCUAUUCAUGGUGAUCAAAAUUCUAGUGAUGACUUCCAGCAAAUAUGUACCCCAGCUUCAGUAAAUGCCAAAAGUGGCCCAGGAAGAAAAAACAAAAGAGCAAGGGGAAACCAAGACAUUGAAAGUGCAAGUCCAAGAAAUGUUACAAGAGGGUCCAAACGGAAAAAUUCCUUAAGAAAUCAUGUCAGUUCUAGUCAGUUAUCCACAGGUGAUGGCAAUAACUCUGAAACAGACUUCCAAGUAUCCCACUCGUGCAAAAGCAAUGGCAAAGGUAAAAAAGACCGGUCAAGCAAUGCAAUGGUUAACAAAGACUCCAUUUCUAAAAUACAGAAAGAAAUGCAUAAAAGUGGCACAGAACCUAGCAGUGUAGGAGAAGCCUCUCAUUCUGGCCUUCCCUCUGGUUCUUCCCAAGAAAGAACUGGAGCAGAGGUUCAAGAUGUUCUAAGCAUAAUAGAGAAUAUCCCUGAAAAAAGGGCACAACCUUCUAAUGCUGUGAGAAAUACUGAAAGAAAUUCAGAACGAGACAAAAAUCUUGACAGUCAAGCUGAGCAGUCAUUGGAGUUGGUGUUCAGGAGUGACUUGGGCGCAGAGGAAUCCAGCUUCCUUGGCUUCUCUCAGGACGAUAUUAACGAAACACUUAAUCGAAGUGAAGUCUUUCAGCAGCAGAACUUGGAUAAGGCUGCACUUAGUGUGUACUGCAUUCCCUCCUCUGAUCCUUGUCCUGAUGAAGAUAGAAGUUCUACUGGAAGCAAUGACUUCACCAUUGGUCUGGUCCUACAGAAGGUGGAGAAUUUCCCGUCAGAGGGUUCAGAAUGGGAAGAGCAAGUCACAGGUUUCAUGAAGAGACUGGACACCCAACUAGAAAUCAAAAGGAGGAGAGAAUCGGAACUUAGUACGCUACCAUCGCCAAAUUUCCACAAGACUGUCUUUGGCUUGGAGAAGGAGAAUCAAAACAUCUUGCCAGGAGUCGUUGAAGAUUUCGGACCAGAGCAUUUGUCUGAUGAUGAUGAUGCACCAGUCUUCCAGGAUGCCAGUGAAAAUGUUGAAAACUAUGAAAAGGACAAAAGAUCAAAAUUAAAUACUAGACGGCGAAGUGCAAGGAUUAAUAGUUCUUUCAAUGCUAGGGUUGCUACACGUUCAACCCCAGUGGAAAGUCUUUCUUAUACAGGAAUGUGCACAUCCCCUUCUAAGAAGAAGAGGAGUGUUUCUUUGUCAAAGAAAGAGCAAUUAUCUGGGAGUAAGCCUUCAGAAACGAAUGCACCAGCUGCUUUGCGAGAGUUGUCACCAAACCAACUUAUGAAUUCCCCACAGAAAAAUGGAGAGAGCGUGCACUUCAGCACUCCCAAACGCUUCAGGAGAAACUUGCUGAACACCCAGCAAAGUCCAAGUGUAAAGCAUAUUGUGUUGCCACCAGGAACCCCUGUUGAAGAGCAAGAGGUCAUUUCAAAUAAUUAUGUGCAUGAUGACUCUGAGGCCGAGGUCAUCUUCCCAAAGUUUUCAAGCCCUACUCAGAAGGGAUCUAUACUUUCUCCUGUGAAGCACCGAGUGCAUAAACAGAUGAUCAAAUCUAGGCGCCGUUCUGCACCUCUCUUGGGUCAGCGUGAUGUACAAUCAUCACCCCUUCGUCCAAGCAAUCGACAUGACCUCCCACCAUUUGCGUUUCCACUGUCAUCUAGGAAGUCCUUAUUCAUGAAAGGACGUGUCAAGCGUAUCAACAUCUCGUCUCCUCGCAAGCGAUCCAAGUCUGCUUCCUCGCCGGCCUCCAAAUCCUCCCAAUUCUUGACAUUCCUCAAUGAACUCAAAGCUGGCCUUUCUCCGAUGUUCUACACCUUCAAGAAGCCGCACUUCUCGCUGCGCAUCCUGCAGCCUUCUGCAGUACGGCGUAGACAUCACUACCCGAGGAUGUCUCGGUCUCUCCUUGCACUCAACCUCUGUCUCCCUUCGGAUGCUGAGCUCAGGAUCUACGAGUUCCAUGAUGACGACAGCAUGGACGAAGAGGAGGACCUUUUUGUCAGCCCGCUGAAGAACGACUCUACAAGAAAGGAACUUCAUGAUCAAUGCACACAGACUCCACCAUCGAUCCACAAGCAGCGAAGGUUAAGAUCCCGCAGCCUCUCGGGUGGAAGGAAUAAAAGCGCACCUGCUCCAAAUGUCAAUGGAAAGGGGAGGAAGGUAAAAGAAGUUGAACAUGACAGUGUAAGAAAAGGAAAGAGGAAUGUAAAAGUUCAAGCAAGUAGUCCAGAAAUUGAUUCUAUCUUUGAUAUGCCAUCAGGGUACUAUUUGUAAAAAAAAAAAAAAAAGGUGGAUAUUCUUUACACUUGUUUGUACUUACAUGUAUGUCAGUGUUAAUUUGACAGAUGUUUCUUGUUUCAUAAUCAGAGUGUGUGAAUGUAUCACAUUUUAUAAAAACACCCAAUUCUAUGAUAAUCAUUCAGGAGCUAGUGAGGCAUUUGAGAACUAAAUUUUAGAAAAUUUUAAGAAGCCUGGAUGGGAUUGAAGUACAUGUACAGCAAUCAGUGGUUUGUUUCCUUAGGGCAAAGUGCAAAGUCUUACGUCCUCUCGCAAAACAGUAUUUAAAUCUACAUGUUCAUGUAAAGUACUAUGUUGAUCACUGGAUGAUUAUGAAAAUACCUUACGCUCUUUAGAUUUAUUUGUACUUUCUUUCGAAAUGAGUUGUUCAUGUUGCAACUAAUUCCAGUCUCUUAUUGCCUUUUGAAUAUUUUGCAGGUGAAGUAUUCAGAUAGAAGCUAUAACCUUGAUUACAAUUUCCAUUGCAGUCUUAUUUAUUUAAAGUAAUUCCCAUGUACAUGUAGUACUUGCUUCUUUUGAAAUAUAAUUUGUAUUCAUCAGUCAUGCAGCGUUGGUCAGCACCACUGCUUAAGUUCUGUGCAUUAUCGUCAGUUUUCAUGGGGAAUCUGACAACAUCCACUGCCCUGUCUUACAAGGAGAUGCGAUUUGUCUGGGGCCCGUCUUACAAAGAGUUGCAAUUGAUUGGAUCAAUCGCAACUAUGGAAAGCCAGGGGAGCAUUUCAUG